This is a messenger RNA of Trachymyrmex cornetzi, 694 nucleotides long. RefSeq lists its product as uncharacterized. NCBI's taxonomy places the organism in Eukaryota, Metazoa, Arthropoda, Insecta, Hymenoptera, Formicidae. The record is from RefSeq and is a predicted model, not a curated record. The transcript is spliced from 3 exons. The annotation marks the transcript as partial.
AUGGCGUACACGAACCAAGAAUAUUACGACAUGCUGAUGGCACUUGGCGAGUGCCAUGGACAGUAUCACGCGGCUGCAAGACGAUAUGCGGAAUUGUAUCCCAAUCGAGCAAGACAUCCGUCAGCUCGCGUGAUACUUCGAGCAGCUCAGAGACUCUACGAAACUGGCAGUGUCCUGGUAAACAAACACGAUGGUGGAAGAGAUCGUGAAGCAAGAAAUUUACGGAAUACGGAGGCAGUUUUACGUGCUUUCGAACAGAAUCCUGAAUUGAGUAUUCGGAUCGUUGCUCGAGAACAUAAUUUGUCACGAGUAACUGUACAUAGGAUAUUGCAAGAGGAAAAGAUGGACGUGUGUCUGGCCUGGUUCGGGUAUUGCAUCAUGUCUCAUUUUUUGAAGAGCGUUUCUGGCUUCAACUGUGCUUUGCAUUACAUUACAUUUUUGCGGAUCUCAUCGGGGAUAUCCGACAUGGGCGAAAUCUUAAUGGAGGACACCAACAUAGAAUUAACGGCCCUGAGGGCUGAAGUUGAAAAACUGAGACAACUUUUAGAACUUCAGCCCUCAGGACCAUCGGUGCCGUCAGAGCAGCCCAUGCCGCCUGCACAAGGGCCAGCGGCGACGCAGCCGCCCGGACCGGCCGCACCGGGACCAGCGGCAACGCAGCCGCUCACGGAACCAACGGCCCCACAAGAAAAAC